AAAGGAAGUGAGUCACGCUGACGGUAAUGUUACGUCUCCGUUGCAGCAGCAGAGAACAAGAGAGAACAAGGAAGCAACAUGUGCUGACCAUAAACUCCCAACACAUCAGCACAGACAGGCAGGCAGCUACGAUAAGAGACAAGAAGCCGAGGACUGAAGACUGGACUCUUUUAGUUUUUAAACUACAUCAUGAAAAGAGAGGUGAAGGCUGGAGUCAACUUCCUCAAACGCCUGGCUGUGGCACGUGGCAAGCUUGAUGAAGCCAAAGCAGAAUUAUUUGCUGAGAAGCUGCAGAAACUUUUAUGCGACAAAUAUGAUGACCACUGGUACCCUGAUUGCCCCAGUAAAGGCCAGGCAUUCAGAUGCAUCAGGAUAAAUAAUGGAGUACUCUGUGAUGAAGUGCUACUGAAGGCAUGUGAGGAGAGUAAUCUCACCCCCAGUGAGCUGGGUCUCCCGUCUGAGGUCACACUGUGGAUCGACCCACUGGAGGUGUGCGCAAGAUCUGGAGAGAACAGCAGGCCCUUCUUGAUAGCCUGUUUCAAAGAGGAAGAGGCGGACGAAGAGGAUGUGAAGGGAGAACAGGACUCCACGGACUCAAUAAACCUGGACACCUCAGAUUACCACUCUGCUACCUCUUCUGAUUGUGGUUCCGCCGCGUCGAGCGACACAGAGGAGGAGACAAAGGAUGGCGAGAUGGAGGGGGAGCAAGAAAAAGAAGAUAAAAAUAAGAAGCAAGCGGCAGAAGGCGACACCUACACGGUCGUAAUGGUGCCCAGGAUUCGGAAGCGGCAAGGAGAAGGACCAAAUAAGGUCAAAUACGUCAGAAAUAUGCUUCCUGCUAGCCUCCAGUACUACUACCACCCUGCACCAGUUUGGCCUCAGUACAAGAAGGGCGGUCCGGUGUUCCUCACCACAGUUUGUGCCCCUCCGGCACCGCCGCCUCCGCCUCAGCAGGUAUUUGGCUACUACAUCUUGCCGCAGCCGUCUCCACAGUUCAUUCUGCCUCAAGCCACUCUGCAGCCAUGGGGAGCUGCGCAGGGUUAGACCGUCCAGGAGCUGCGGCGUGAAGGUGGAUAGAGCAAUAUAAGCUCCUUCAACUGAGCCAUGAUAUCAUGUCGGGUGUCUGAGCUAAACAUGGGCCAAAAGAAGAACUUUUUUUUAAAAAACUGUAUAGCUCAAAGUUAUUCCUUGCACAACCUGUAAUAACUCUUCUUUCCUUUUAAUUGUGGUGACUUGUUAUUGAUGAAUUGUACUCAGCACAGAGAUGCCACUGUACUUAAUAAUGGAGUGAAAAAAAAGUUUGAUUUCUUGGAAUCUGUCAGGUCUGCACUGCUAUUUUUUUUUUUUUUUUUUUUUUUUUUUUACAUACUGUAUGCAUUAUGAACGACUGCAGUCACUGGGUGCUUUGGCUAACUCAGGAACUCUCAGCAAUAUGCUUAAUGCCAAAUAACUGUCUUUUCAGGUGUUAUUUCUCUUAUUCAUGUCUCACUUGUGCUGCAAAAUAGCGGUCCACUAUGUAUACAUCACAGUUAAUCAUUGUAAAAUGUGAUUCAGGGUUUUAAUCUACUGUAGCUAGUGACAAUAUCUGUAUAUUAAGAAAACUAUUUUUUACUAAACUGCUUGUAAAUAACACAAAACUUGGAUACCACAAACUGAUGCACACUUUCUAAUCUUACUGUCUUUUUGUUGUAAUUUAUUUGGCCACCAGUGGAUGGCGCUGAACUCCCAGCUAAUACAUGAAAUUGUGUAUUUUUAUAUUAACAGUGUCUGCUGUAUAUUGCAAAUCUAACUUCACAGAGCAUACAUGCUUUUAAACUUUCUCUGCUGUUAGUAAAAUGUAUAAAGAAAUUCCUUAUUUAGGGGUAUCAGAUUUAUGGCUGCUUAUAGUUAUAUGUUUUUUAAAAAGUUUUUACUGUAAAUAUCCUCGCUAUGAGAAUCUGCUUUGUAAGGUCUGAACUCAAACAUAUGUCACACUGAUUCUUACGUACUGUGAUUAUUUAAUUAUUUUUGAUAUUUAUUUACUGUCCAUGCAACUGCAAAGCUUUGUUUUGCUUCCACCUUUUGGAUCAGCCAUUUACUUUCUCAUUGCAGAGGAUUAAAUCAACUCAUACCUGAAA
Messenger RNA from Thunnus maccoyii (southern bluefin tuna), 2117 nucleotides. Its product is annotated as maternal B9.15 protein. The record is from RefSeq and is a predicted model, not a curated record. NCBI's taxonomy places the organism in Eukaryota, Metazoa, Chordata, Actinopteri, Scombriformes, Scombridae. Gene Ontology annotation, biological process: negative regulation of mitotic cell cycle; negative regulation of cell population proliferation. Bases 190 to 1044 code for a protein of 284 amino acids. The transcript is spliced from 5 exons. Gene Ontology annotation, cellular component: nucleus; cytoplasm.